AUGCCUACCUUCCGUCGCCCCUGUCUCUCCCUCCCGUCGCUCUCGUCUCUCCCUCCCUUUGCUCCCAUCUCUCCCUCCCGUCGCUCCCGCCGUUCCGUCUUGUUGCUCCCAUCUCCCCUCUUGUCGCUCUCGCGGAUCCCUCCCGUCACUCCCGCCGCUCCCUCUCGUUGCUCUCGUCUCUCCCUCUCGUCGCUCCCACCUCUCCCUUUCGUCCCUCCCACCACUCCCUCCUGUUGCGCUGCUCCCGCCUCUCCCUCUAGUCACUUCUGCCUCUCCCUCUCGUUGCUCUUGCCUCUCCCUCGCUUCUCUCUCGACGCUCCUAUCCUCCCUAUCUCCUUGCUCGUUGCUCCCUUACUAGCUCGCUCCGCUGCUCCUAUUGCUUCCUCUCUCUUCACCCGCCGUUACCUUCGACACAUGCAUCUCGUGCUUUCGUCGCUCCUCUCGCCGUGUGCUCUUGCCUCUCUCUCGCUUCUCUCUCGACGCUCCUAUCCUCCUAUCCCCUUGCCUGUCACUCCUUCCUAG
This is a messenger RNA of Closterium sp. NIES-65, 522 nucleotides long. Lineage: Eukaryota; Viridiplantae; Streptophyta; Zygnematophyceae; Desmidiales; Closteriaceae. The record is from the annotation of a GenBank genome assembly.